CUCUUCCCUCUCCGUCUCUACUGCUACCUAGCCUCGAGUCAGAUUUAAUCUCCACUUCAAACCCCACCAACAAGCAACGGUACAUCAUAGGAAGCAAGAACCAUGGCCCAGGAAAAGAAAGAAUUCAUCUGCAUCUGCCCGGAUAAGCCCGGUGUUGUGGAUAAGCGAAUUGAGGUUCGACCAUUGCAUCUGGAAGGCAUGAAGCCGCUUGUUGAGGCUGGGGAGGUGGUUCUUGGUGGAGCAAUGUUCGACCACCACCCCCAAGAAGGCGAAUCCGUCCCCGCCUUCUCAGGAAGCAUGUUGCUCGUGCGGGCUGAGAACACAGACGCUGUGAAACAGAUCAUCAAGAAUGAUAUCUAUACGCGCAGUGGAGUGUGGGAUGAGGAGAAGGUGCAGAUUAUUCCGUUUAAAUCGGCUGUUAGGGUUGGGAUGUAAGGGUCUUCUUGUCUUUGGGCAUUGGGCAUUAUUGUGUGAAUAGGUAUUUAGAAGUACCUAACUUAAAAAAACACUUAACGUAUCUGUGGAGGACUCUUUAA
Molecule: messenger RNA, 536 nt
Organism: Aspergillus candidus
Lineage: Eukaryota; Fungi; Ascomycota; Eurotiomycetes; Eurotiales; Aspergillaceae
Exons: 4
Coding region: 103-435 (110 amino acids)
Source: RefSeq, a predicted model, not a curated record